This is a messenger RNA of Homarus americanus (American lobster), 5187 nucleotides long. It is a transcript of the gene Mcm2, whose product is annotated as DNA replication licensing factor mcm2-like. Gene Ontology annotation, cellular component: MCM complex; nucleus. Gene Ontology annotation, molecular function: ATP binding; single-stranded DNA binding; single-stranded DNA helicase activity. Gene Ontology annotation, biological process: mitotic DNA replication initiation; double-strand break repair via break-induced replication; DNA replication. NCBI's taxonomy places the organism in Eukaryota, Metazoa, Arthropoda, Malacostraca, Decapoda, Nephropidae. Bases 71 to 2791 code for a protein of 906 amino acids. The record is from RefSeq and is a predicted model, not a curated record. The transcript is spliced from 16 exons.
UAGUUUUCCCGCGCUUUUAAGUCCUCGCACAAUCACACACAAACCUUGGAGAGGAUAGGAGAGAAUAACAAUGUCUGACCAGCCGACUUCUCCAUCAGCUGCCAUGAGCUCUCCGGAGCCCACCACUCCCAGCCGCUCCAGUGUGUCUGGUAGGCGUCGUCGGAGAUCUUCACGUGGCUCAAAUGUAGAUCCAGUUACCUCCUCUCCUGGCCGUGACCUUCCUGCCUUUGAGGAUGAAAGUGACCUGAUAGGAAAUGACCAGCCAGUGGAAGAAGAAGAUGGAGAAGAACUGUUUGGUGAUAAUAUGGAGAAUGACUACCGCCACAUUCCUGAGUUGGAUGUAUAUGACCGUGACAACCUUGAUGAUUCUGAGUAUUCGAUGUUGAGUGAAGGAGACCGUGUUGCUGCUGAAGCACAGAUGAGGAAACGAGAUCGUGAAGAAGACCGUGUCACUGGCCGAAUGCGACGAGGCCUACUAUAUGAUGAGAGUGAUGACGAAGAUGAUCGUCCAGCAAGAAGGCGUCGCCUGGCAGAGAGAGCUGUAGAAGGAGAUGCCCCUGAAGAUGAAGAGAUGAUUGAAUCUAUUGAGAACCUUGAAGAUAUGAAGGGACACAGUGUGCGUGAAUGGGUAUCCAUGCUUGGGCCCAGGACUGAAAUUUACAAUCGUUUCAAGAAUUUUCUUCGCACUUACGUAAAUGACAAAGGCAAUAACCUCUACAAGGAUAAGAUUCGUCAGAUGUGUGAAGAAAAUAAAUCUUCUUUUGAAGUGGAUUACAACAUUAUUGCCUCAGAAGAACAAGUUCUUGCAUAUUUCCUCCCUGAAGCCCCAACCGAGAUGCUGGAGAUCAUGGACUCUGCUGCAAAAGAUGUUACUCUUUCCAUGUUUCCCCAGUAUGAAAGGAUUACCAAAGAAAUUCAUGUGAGAAUUACAGAUCUGCCACUAAUAGAAGAAUUGCGAUCGCUCAGGCAACUUCAUCUAAAUCAACUUAUUCGCACUUCUGGGGUAGUAACAUCCACAACAGGCAUCCUCCCUCAGCUUUCAAUUGUCAAAUAUGAUUGUAAUAAGUGUUCAUAUGUACUAGGACCAUUUGUUCAGUCACAGAACUCUGAACUAAGACCAGGAUCUUGCCCAGAGUGUCAGAGUAAAGGUCCUUUCACAAUUAAUAUGGAACAAACCGUAUACCAAAACUACCAAAGAAUCACACUUCAAGAGUCACCAGGCAAGAUAGCAGCAGGUCGUCUUCCUCGCUCAAAGGACAUUAUCCUCUUGGGCGACCUUUGUGAUUCAUGCAAACCUGGAGAUGAUAUAGAAGUGACUGGGGUUUACACAAAUAACUAUGAUGGGUCACUCAACACAAAUCAAGGUUUUCCAGUGUUUGCAACAAUCAUCAUGGCAAAUCAUAUUGCCAAGAAGGAUAAUGCCAAUGCCAUUAAAGCUCUGACAGAUGAGGACAUUAAGGCUAUUGUCAGCUUGAGCAAAGAUGAGCGUAUUGCUGAGAGAAUUGUAGCCUCAAUGGCUCCAUCUAUUUACGGUCAUGAAGACAUCAAAAGAGCCUUAGCACUUUCCCUUUUCGGUGGUGAAAGUAAAAAUCCUGGAGAAAAGCAUAAGGUUCGUGGGGACAUCAAUGUGCUGGCUUGUGGUGAUCCAGGAACAGCCAAGUCUCAGUUCCUUAAAUAUAUCGAGAAGAUUGCACCACGUGCAGUCUUCACAACUGGGCAGGGUGCUAGUGCUGUGGGUUUAACUGCCUAUGUACAGCGGUCACCAGUCACUCGAGAAUGGACAUUGGAGGCAGGAGCACUUGUUUUGGCUGAUAAAGGUGUCUGUCUCAUUGAUGAGUUUGAUAAGAUGAAUGAUGCUGACCGCACCAGUAUCCAUGAAGCUAUGGAACAACAGAGUAUUUCCAUCUCAAAGGCAGGCAUUGUGACUUCCCUCCAAGCUCGUUGUGCUGUAAUUGCAGCUGCUAACCCCAUUGGGGGUAGAUAUGAUCCUUCCAUGACUUUUUCCGAGAAUGUUGAUCUGUCAGAGCCCAUUCUUUCCCGUUUUGAUAUUUUGUGUGUAGUGCGUGACACAGUUGAUCCAGUACAAGAUGAACACCUUGCACGGUUUGUUGUUGGAUCACACAUCCGCCAUCACCCUGGAGCGACUGCUGCUGAUGCUGCUGCUUUUACUAUGGAUGGACCAGUGAUGGGAGGAUCAAAUCUUUCUGGUGUAGAGAAGAUUCCACAAGACCUACUAAAGAAAUACAUUAUCUAUGGGCGAGAAAAAGUUCACCCCAAGUUACACCAGAUGGACCAAGACAAAGUAGCCAAGAUGUACUCUGAACUAAGACGAGAAUCAAUGGCUACUGGAAGUAUCCCAAUCACUGUUCGCCACAUUGAAAGUAUGAUCCGUAUGGCAGAGGCUCACGCUCGCAUGCAUCUUCGUGAAUAUGUUCAUGAAGAUGAUGUUAAUAUGGCUAUCCGAGUUAUGCUUGAAUCUUUCAUAGACACUCAGAAGUUCUCUGUUAUGCGUGCCAUGAAAAAGAACUUUGUCAGAUACCUGUCUUUCAAGCGAGACAACAAUGAGCUUUUAUUCUUCUUGCUGCGGCAACUGGUGCAUGAGCAGACUACAUAUAUGCACUCUCGUUAUGGGCCUGACCAUGAUGUUGUACAAGUUUCUGAAAAGGAUCUUCUUGAUAGAGCUCGUCAGAUCAACAUUAUGAACCUCCAGCCAUUCUUUGAAAGUGACAUCUUCAAGGCCAAUAACUUCACACAUGAUGCCAAAAGAAAGUUGAUUGUCCAGGCAUUCUAAAGAAAGAACCACCAUUAAAAGUUUGUAAAUUUUUUGGGGAGAUUUUUUUUGUAAAGAUAUUCAAGUUAAUUUUUAGUUCCAGCUGGUUUUAUUGCAUUAGAGAUAAUUACCAAGUCUUAAUUCAGCUUAGACCUGUAUACAUCAUCCCAGUGAUGUUUUGUGUAUAAGAUUGGGGUGAUCUUGGUAGAAUUUAUAUACAUUGAACCCUCAAAGAUCCGGACUAAAGGGGGGGGGGGGGCACCUGUCCCGAUAAACCGAUGUCCAAACCUUCUGGCAAAUGUACAAAAUGCAUAAAAAUGAUAAAUAAUUAUAAAAAAUACAGUACAUAUUAUCCUGACUACUGGGGUUAGUUAUACAGACUUUUUCCUGUGAAAAAGCCACAAUUUUGAGCAACAUAUCACUGUACUCAUUUGUACUACAUUAAAGGAAAAAAUUUUAAUAUAUAUUUUUGCAAAACAUAAUCAAAUUAUUUGUUAUCUUGCAAGGAUUCCAGCAGUGCAAAUUAUGUUCUGCUAAGUUUAGUCUGUGAAAUUUUAUAAGAUAAAAACUUCAAGUCUAAAACUACCUUCACCCCUGGGAAGGGGGUUGGAGUGUUAAGGUAUUGACCAGCCGGCAACGAAGGUUACCCAGUGCGUAUUUAUUUUUGUCAUAAAGAGGGAAUUUUAGUUUUUCGCUUAAAAAAUGUCACUGAAUUGAUUUGGGAGAAUAUAACUUAUAUUGCUGGAAUUCUUGUAAGAUGAUGAUUAAUUUGAAUAUAAACAUGCUAUAGUUUGCACUAGACAUAACAUUCUAGUAAUUAUUUAGUACAUUUAAUUAAAGUACAGGUUUGCCCUUAGGUCAAUUAUUUCUUUUACUUUUUUGCAAUAUGGAUUUAGGAUGGUGUGUGCAUGUAAAUGAGUAAAAAUAAAUUAAGAAAGUUAUGUAUACCCAAAAAUACACAUUGAAAAACUUGGACUAAAGUUUUUAUAUCUUGUUCAAAAUAUAUGAUGUCUAUACAGGUAUUCAAAUUAUGUGCUGUCUUGCGAGGAUUCCUGCAAUGCAAGCUAAAUUCUGUUAAUUUUAGUCUGACAUUUUAUAAGAUGAAAACUUUAAGCCCAAAAACUACCUUCACCCUGUUUUGGGAAUGCUUCUUAACCCAGAACCCCCAAUUUUUUUUGUCCAAAUCUUCCAAAAUUUGGUUUUACCGGGUCCGAAUCUCUGAGGGUUUACUGUACAGUAUUUCAAUUACAAAACAAAACUUUUAAGUACCUGUUAGUAUUACAUGAUUUUGCUGUAUUGAGUAGCCUUGCAUGUUGACCAGCUCAAUGAAAGCCGAGUUGAACAAACUCGUGCAACAAAAUUUUCUAUUUGGAAAAAUUAACCAUAGUGACAGAUAUGUUAAUGGGUCAGUGCUCCAAUAGAUUUGCAUUUUUUUUUAUCCAGAUUGGAAAGCUAAUAACCUCUUAAAAAUGAAAUUAUAAAAUAUAUAGGAAUUGCCACCUGUCAGGAACAACUUGUGUGUAUGCCCACCACAGCUUCUUGGCUCCGGUUCUUUAGCAACUGUAGCUUCUUUGGAGUAGCCCAAACAAUAAUAAGUUUUGGUUUCCACACCAGUGUGUGUUCGGCUGACAUUCACAAGUCGUUCUAUCCAGGAUUGGUUAUAAAAUGGUCAUUUAGGAUCAAACCCACAAUUAGAAUAUAGGGUAAGAGAAACUUAUAUAGAAACACCUCACUGUAUUUCCAACAACUUUAAUAAAUAAAAAAAAAUAUUUUUGAAUACUGUUGUGUCUCAAAGGUUCCUGUUUAGAUGUAAUUUUUUUUGUUACUGUACUAUGUUCAAAGGGAAACAAAAUACAUCUACAACUAUAUCUCUAUGUAUCAAUUAGUGAUGUAGAGUCACAGGCCUAAUUUUCAAAUCUCAAUUUUUUUUUGUUCCAGAGUACAAAUUUAUUUACUAUUAAUUUUUAAAUCAGCUGGAAGGAUGUUGUCAAGUGCACAAGUUUGGGUUUGGGUAGGGAGAGAGAUCCCCCACCUCAGGUCACUAACUGGACCACUAAUGCACUGCAGUAAGUUCUCACUUAACGUCGGGGUUAUGUUCCUAAAAACGCGACAUUAUACGAAACAACGUUAAGCAGAUCAAUUUGGUUAAAUUACAUAUUUUCGAGUUCCAAAGUCAGUACACAGACAAAAUUUUCAUCUGUAAUUCACUUUAAAAUGGCUGACAAACUUAAAAGUGAGUGUUUUGUGGUGAUGAGAAGAAAAAGAGACACCCAUUUUCAAUUUUCUAUGUAUUGUUCAAGCAUUUCCGACUUUGAUGUCGGUCUCUAACCCCUUCGUAAGUUGGGGAGUAGCUGUAUAAGAAAAAAAAUCAAUCACAUACUGUAUACAGUAUAUCUGUAAUAAAAAUAGCAUAUUAC